Notothenia coriiceps (black rockcod) is the source of this 2335-nucleotide messenger RNA. It is a transcript of the gene cisha, whose product is annotated as cytokine inducible SH2-containing protein a. NCBI's taxonomy places the organism in Eukaryota, Metazoa, Chordata, Actinopteri, Perciformes, Nototheniidae. Gene Ontology annotation, molecular function: 1-phosphatidylinositol-3-kinase regulator activity. Bases 1012 to 1689 code for a protein of 225 amino acids. Gene Ontology annotation, biological process: phosphatidylinositol phosphate biosynthetic process; intracellular signal transduction. The record is from RefSeq and is a predicted model, not a curated record. Gene Ontology annotation, cellular component: phosphatidylinositol 3-kinase complex. The transcript is spliced from 3 exons.
AACAUAUUACAUUCUCAACCUGAGGCACGGCUUUUGGAUAACAAAUCAAGCGUAAUGCAAUACAAAAGACAGGAUUAGAGGGUGAAAAAUACCUUGGCAACAUCACAUUUGUCUCUGCCUGACAGUAGUGUUAACUCGUUUUAUAGUGUAUUGUCACAAUAACAACUUCCUUUGUCGAGCGUAAUUACUCCGGCAAACCUCUGAGAAAACCUCUCGCAGUGUUUUUCCACCAUGGAUCGAGGGAAAUCUAUAUUACUGGAAACAGGCUGUGUGUGCAUUCCUAUUAUCUUUAAUGUCGAGGCGGUGAAUUCCCAGAAAGAGAGCUCUGUCAGGGCGGCCCGACGGGGCGGAGUCAAGCCCUGCAAUUAUUCCUGGAAAGCGAAUAGGGGGAAGCUGCCGCGCGAUUCCUGGGAGCGAGCGCUCGCUUCAGCCCGCGGCCCAAACACGGGGGAGAGAUGAGUCUCAAAACCAGACACGGGGAAAUGACCGGGUUCACCACGGUGUUAUCCUGAGAAUCAGCCGAAAGAAAAACAAACAUUUUUUCAUCAGCAAAAGCGCUGCUAAAUACCGGAGCUGUUAGAGCAAGACAACCAGAGGCGAAAUGGGAGUUGGUGCGGCGGCUGUGACGUCAGAGCCGCCGGUGCUGUUCUCAGAAUAGACUUCUAGGAAACGGUAAUUUUUAAAAGCCCAGCCUUUACACUCUGUCCUUCACACAUUUGGAUCCCAUUCUGGUGACAACACACUCCAAACCGCUGCUACGGAGAUUUCUAUGUUUUAAACGUGUUGUUUUCAUGUUUCUCAUCCAGUGUUGUUCUUAUUACAACUAAAGGACCAGACCAUUACUGACUGGGUACACCGAGCUCUUUUAUCCCCGAUUUGAACGCUUUUCGUUUUGUUUUGUGGAAGUGCUUUUUCCUUUCUUCGGACGGAGAUCAUUUUCUCUAUGUUUCGUUAUUUUCUGCGGAAGAAACACUGACCGGAUCUUAAUCUGCAGAGGAUUUAAGGAAUAGCAUGAUUCUUUGUGUACCAGCUCCGCGAGCACCUCUGACUGCUGCUCCGUCCACUGAUACCCCGAGGGGGAUGCGGGCAGGAACAGCACCUACCCCUUGCCUUCAAAGCACCCCCCCACUAUGGGACCCAACAAAGGACCUGCGGGCGAUUGCCAGCAACUUCUGCUAUCUAGAAAACUCAGGAUGGUACUGGGGAGCUGUAACUGCAGCUCAGGCCCACGCUGCGCUUCAAGAGGCAUCUGAAGGAGCUUUUUUGAUACGAGACAGCAGUCACCCUCUGUACAUGCUGACCCUCUCCGUCAGGACGGCACGAGGUCCCACCAGUAUUCGGAUCCAGUACAGCGGGGCACAGUUUUUGCUCGACUCCAGUUCCCCGGCCAGGCCAAGCCUGUCGUCCUUCCCCAACGUGCCCAGCCUGGUGCAGCACUACAUGGGGCCAGGGAGGAAAGCAGAAGAGGGCAAGGUGUGGGAGGAGGCCCCUUCAAAACCCUGUCAGCAGACAAUUCAGGAGACAUCUGUGGUUUUAAAACUGAAGCGGCCCGUGUACAAGCCGCAGGGCCUCCCCUCCUUACAGCACCUCACUCGCCUGGUUAUAAACAGACACUCUGACCGGCCCGAGCAGCUCCCACUCCCCAGGCCUCUGCUGCGUUACAUUCAGGACUAUCCCUUCAAGGUAUGACGAGUGCCUCAUGAUGUUGUUACAUUUAAGGACAAAUAAACUGUCAAACAGGUCUCUGGUGCCUGAAAAUGACACCGCUGCUCCAGCAGUUGGAGGCCAGUCACGAAACCACUGGACACAGGGUGAUAUUUUUUGCUGAAAAAUGUGUAUAAAUUCAAUUUAUACUGACGUGCCUGGUGCCAGACUUGAUUGGUCGAGGAUUGGGUGAUGAAGUACGAAGACUUGAGCUCAAAGAUGUACUGUAAUCACAUAUUUUGUGAUUGAUGUGGGAAUUGUCCAUGUCCAUUUGACCCUCAUCAGUUGUGGAUGUACGUACUGUUUCCAAUAAGUACACUGAUUCCAUUAAGACAUCUUUAAUGCCGUUUUAUUUUUCUCAGUAAAACAUUUUUUCUACCUUUUACAUGUGUACAUUUUUCUAUUAAAAUAAUGAACUUACUUGCUGUCUUCUUAAUAAUUUUUACUUCCUCAUCUUUAUUAUUCACCACCACAUGAUGGUCUGUUUUUGAGUCACUUUUUCACAAAUCACCUUUGAACACAAAGACUGGCCUUUGAGCUUCAAGUGUGUGAGAUGCAGAUACAGAGAGGAAGUGAAGGCCACAUUGUGUGUGAUUUUGCUCAACAAUGCGCACAGCCUGCAUCUGAGUCA